AUGGAGCUCCUUGGAUCGUUCAAAGUACCUUUCGAACAGAUGUCUAAUAAUGGACAAGUGGUGGACAUCACGCCGAGGGAGGCGGUUCGUCGGGUCGGGGACAAACUCGAUGUCCUCUGCAAAGUCGGCUAUUCCAUCGAUUCUUGUCGAAUGACAGUGGGCAAUACGCCUUAUCGACUGAUACCAAGCCAGCAGGAUGGGGAGGUGGUGUACUUUGGUCAAGGAUUACAGUUCGGCGAAUGUGGGGCCACCAUCAAGAACAUCCGCGAAGAUUGGAACGGCAACAUCACCUGCGUGUUGCCGCCGCAGACGGGCAACAUUGAAGUGCAGGCGUCAAUGCGGCUUGUUGUUGCCAGGUCCCCGGUGGCUCCGCAGCUGAGGUCGUCUCCGCAGCCCGCGUUCAGGGAAGGAGAUGAGUUCCGCGCUCAAUGUGUGGUCGCCGACGGCCGGCCAGCUGCUAGAAUCACCUGGUUCUUAGACGAAGACCAGAUCCUCCGCGGCAUCCACCAACCCAUCGUGACCACGGAGGGCGACCUGCAGACCAUCUCCCAAAACAUCACUCUACCAUUGACCGCUGAUGAGGCAGGGAAAACCUUGGCUUGCAGAGCUGAGCACGAGGCUUUAGACCAGCCUAAGGAAGCUAAGAGACAACUUAUUGUGCAUUACCCGCCCAAACGUCAAGAGUCGGGUAUGAUCACCAUAUUCGGCCUCAAGCUGGGCGCGGAGGGGCGCCUCAACGUCACCGUGCGCGCCUCCCCGGAGCCUGUACCCGAGUGGAGAUACGGAGACGCCACUAUAAUGCCGAGUCAUGAAGUCAAUCCUACCAUGGUGACUGCACUGGAACCUGUGGCUUUGGGCGGCGGUUUCUACAAUCUUACCCUGUUCUUACCACACAUCACUAAAGAAGAUGUGGACCGCAAAUAUUACUUACGUGCUUCGAACGAUCUAGGAGCUGAGGAGUUCACUGUACUUAUAAGCACCAUGGACGAGCCGGCUGGAGUGGAGCUAGAAGCUGGGGCCAUCGUCGGGAUAGUCAUUGCAGUUUUAGCUGCAGUCGCCGCUAUAUCUCUCCUGGUCUUCGCCAAGGCAACAGAUCGCUGGUGCUUCGCCGGUAGCAGAGGUCGGGACCACGCCAAAGCAUCGGGGGAAUCCGACACGGAGAGCGCAGUGGGCGGCGGCAGUCGGUCGCGGCUGGCGGCGCUGAGCGCCCGCGUGCGCGCCGCCCUCCCGCGCGCCAAGGACAAGGUGCAGGCCACGGAGGCGCGCGCGCCCGAUACCGAGGAUAAGCCUCUAUCGGAAGAAAAGAAGAACGUAGUUUACGCCGAGCUUCAACUAGGCGAGCAAACAGCUGAGAAACCCCCUCCACCCUCCACUGAAUACGCGGAGAUCGUCUACACAGACCAACCCAAAGAGACGAAAGAGUAA
Molecule: messenger RNA, 1425 nt
Organism: Chilo suppressalis (striped riceborer)
Lineage: Eukaryota; Metazoa; Arthropoda; Insecta; Lepidoptera; Crambidae
Source: the annotation of a GenBank genome assembly